AUGGCUCUUUCAGCCCCUCCGCGGGGGGUGACACCCGGAGACCUUCUCCUCGUCGUUCAUGAUUUCGAUGCGCGUGGCCCCGACGAGCUGACGCUACGCCGCGGCGACAAGAUCGAGCUCGUGGAGCUGGACGACGGGUUCGGCGAUGGGUGGUAUCUAGGGAAGGAUUUGAACACAGGCUCCACGGGCCUUUUCCCAGGAGGUAGGAUGCAAGCGCCGACCCUGCUGCAAAGCGUUACUGACCAGGCUUCUCCCUGUGCAGUCUACACCACUACGGCCCCCCGAAUCCCCGUCAGACAACGGGCGGAUGCGCCUGAAACCGCAUUGGGCACGGAUUUCGGGACGGAUUCGGAAUCGAGCCAGCUGGAAAUUGCAGACCCAGUCUCCUUGCCUAGGAGCGGCGAGUCGACCCCGCACGUCUCGCGCCAUACCAGCGCGUCGUCUCUGCGCGCCCCAGACCUGCAGGGGGGGCCAGUCGCCCCAGCGCUCUCCCCCAAACAGCCCCAGCGUUCCAGUUCCUCGCCGCUGCCAGCCUCGAAGAUGAGUGUCGACAUCCAGCAGUCCAUGCGGCAGAGCGGCCACCACGUCAACGGCCAGGACAGCCCCGUGAUGAACGAGACGCUCAGUGUCAUUGACGAGCACAUCACCGACCUGAGCACACCGCGCCACAGUGUGACCGCCCAGGAGCCCAAGAUCCUGAACGAUUCCGCCAGUGAGUACAGCAGUCACUUCGAGCACCGGAUGUCCUACAUCAACGGGCAUGAAACCGACGAAGAGGAAGAGAACCAGCCGCGCGAGGAACAGGUCCGGCGGUGGACGCCGGCCGAGACCGCCAAGCAGCUGCGGCAAUGUGGCGUCGAGGACAAACACUGCGGGAUCUUCGAGGAGCAGGAGAUCACCGGUGAUGUGCUGCUGGACAUGAACCAGGACUUUCUCUUCAUGAAGGAGUUCGACUUUGGCGUCAUGGGCCGUCGUCUGAAGACCUGGCACAAGAUUCGAACCUUUCAGGACGAGGUCAAGGGCGUCAAGCCGCCGACCCCCCAACCGCGCGGCUCGGUGGCCGCCGUGCCAGGCCCGCCUGAGGAGCGCGCAGUCAGUCGUGCCAGCCAUACGGGUCCGCUGCUACCUCGCAUCCCGACUCUGCGAGGGUCUAGCGGCACGCAGCACCCGCGCCUCGUCAGUAGCAGCAUGCAAAGCACCACCAGCUCGCCGAUCACGCCGCAGACCCCGACGUACAUGGACCACUCCCGACGACCAUCGGCGGCCUCCAUCCGGGAGAUCAACCAUUCGCGCCGCCACUCGUCCAUUGACGCCACCAACCGGUACUCCGGCCUCGACGGGUCUCCGGGCUCAAACAAGCGCGGAUCGUUCGAUCGCGGCUGGACCCUGACCGGCGGGGGACAGCGACUGCCGACCCGUCCGGGAACGGCGGUUGGAACGUCUCACGAAACGGGGUUCUUUUCUCAACCCAUCCACCACCCGACCGGGUCCAACGGGUCCGAUCCGGCAGUCGUGACCGACGACCUGGAUCGGGGGUACUUCUCGGGACCCGAGGGCGAUCUGCGCAAGAACCGGCGCCUGCUGCAGAAACGGCAGUCCGUGACGGGCAGUGCCGAAUCGCGACUGGGGAACUUCCCGGAAGAGCAGCUCCGCGUGGGCAAACGGCACUCGCGCAUUGGCAGUGUUGACUCGAUCCGGGAAUCGGCGCAGCAGAUGUCCCCUCUCCCCAAAGCGCACACCACUCCGGCGCCUAAGGGCCGUCUCCGCAGUCUCAGCACACGCAUGUCCGACCGUCGCGGUCAGCAGUCAGCGCCCGCGUCGGCAGUGGAGGAGCGGCCGUCGGGUGCGCUGAGCUUGUUUGGACCGCUGUUUGGCAAGUCGGAGAGUGACUCGUCCCGCUCGACGCCUCUGCCCCAGAUCAAGGGCGCUGGGCCCAAGUUCCGACGGGCGAUGGGCCUCCGGGCCAUGUCCGACGUGGUUGCGAAGGGCAUCGACACCUCCACGCCGCCUCCGGCAUCCCCCGUGCGGGACAACGACCCUUCGUCGGCCCGGACGGGGUCGACCACGCCGUCGACGUCCAAGAGUUCGGAACGCCACAGCACGGACGGGUCGAACAAGGCGGCGGAGGGCGGGCUGUGGCCUCGCUCGCGCCCCUCGGUCAAGGCGAACGUGAAGUCGAAGAAGGACACCAGCGCCUACACGCGCGGACUGGAGAAGAAGACGCCGCAGGAGCAGACGGCGGGCUGCGAGUACUCGGGGUGGAUGAAGAAGCGGUCGUCGAACCUGAUGACGACGUGGAAGCCGCGUCUGUUUGUGCUGCGAGGCCGUCGUCUCUCGUACUACUACUCGGAGCAGGACACGGAGGAGCGGGGGCUGAUUGACAUCACGGCGCACCGGGUCCUGCGCGCGGACAACGACCCCAUCGUGGCGCUGCAUGCGACGAUCACGGGCUCGACGACCUCGGCGACUCCUGCCAACGCGGAGGGGCCGCCCGACAAGGCCGCGUCGGAGUCCCGUCGGGGCAAGACCGGGAGCGGGCCGUUCUUCUUCAAGCUGGUGCCGCCCAAGUCGGGGACCUCGCGCACGGUGCAGUUCACGAAGCCGGCGAUCCACUACUUCCAGGUGGACAGCGUGCAGGAGGGGCGGCUGUGGAUGGCGGCGCUGAUGAAGGCGACGAUCGAGCGCGACAUGGAGCUGCCGGUGGAGACGACGAACAAGCAGCGCACGGUCAGCCUGAAGGAGGCGCGGCAGAUGAACCAGCGGCCGCCGGCGCUGAUGACGGGGGUCGCCGCGGCGGAGGUGAAGGAGGAGCCGAAGGAGGAGGAGGAGCAGGCGGAGGAGGCAGCGGCGGAGGAGACGGAGCGGGAGAAGGAGAACGGACAGGGGCUGAUGAUCCGGGGGGUGGAUCUGGACGAGGAGCCGGAGUCGAUCUACGUGGAUGCGGAGGAGAAGCGUCUGUCGAACCCGCUGGGGGGGCUGGAGAUGGGGGGGUCGUUGCUGUCGGAGAUGCGGAACUCGCGGUGA
Messenger RNA from Aspergillus heteromorphus CBS 117.55, 3024 nucleotides. RefSeq names its product putative polarized growth protein (Boi2). The coding region runs from base 1 to 3024 and encodes 1007 amino acids. The record is from RefSeq and is a predicted model, not a curated record. Gene Ontology annotation, cellular component: plasma membrane. Gene Ontology annotation, biological process: actin cytoskeleton organization. The transcript has 2 exons. NCBI's taxonomy places the organism in Eukaryota, Fungi, Ascomycota, Eurotiomycetes, Eurotiales, Aspergillaceae. Gene Ontology annotation, molecular function: protein binding.